AUGGAUCAAGUAAAGCAUGUUGCCCUUUUUGGAGGUACUGGUCUACUAGGCUCGGCUGUUGUGGAAGCCCUCCUAGCCAGAAAUGACCAAUUUGAACUCACUCUCUUCACGCGAAGCAGUUCGACCCACGAGAUCCAAGCUAAGGCAAGAGUUGCGGCCAUUGAGUCCUUCCACGAUAUUUCGGAAGGCAGCACGCUCGUGCAAUGUCUCCGUGGUCACGAUGUGCUCGUGUCGACAUUGAAUUCAGCCGUGGCUGUUGAGUUGGAACCCAAGCUGGUGGCAGCCGCCAUUCAAGCGGGUGUCAAGCAUUUCUUGCCGUCCGAGUAUACCUUGGACGUGACGCAUCCCGCAGCUCGAGUACUUGGCAAUGCCAACAUGCUCGGUGCACGAGCAUCAUGGGCAGACAAAUUGGCGAUGAUUGCCUCCUCAGGCCAAAUCACCUACACCACUCUUGUCACAGGCGGCUUCCUCGACUGGGGCAUAAAGAGCGGCAUGCUAGGUUUCGACCUUGCACAACACGCUGCAACCCUCUACGACGGAGGCCAACACAAAGUGACGGCUUGCACCGUCAGCUUCGUGGCGAAAGCGAUUUUGACAGCAUUACGAAUGCCGACUGAGAAGACGGCGAAUAAGCGUCUGUACGUCGCUGAGGUUGAAUACAGUGGCGAGGAGCUGCUUCGGACCAUCGAACUCGCUUCGGGCGGGAAAUGGAGUGUCACGCAACUCGGUACAGAAAGUGCUAAGGAGAAUGGAAUGAAACUUCAAGCCCAAGGCAAUAUGAGAGGAGCAUAUCUCAAUCUUGCGCGGGCCUUGAACACUUCGACGGAUGCGGAGCUGCACACCUCAGAUCUGGACUGGAGUUCGGCAAGGAAGUCGACCUUCAACGGCGCAGCCUUUUCGACAUUGUUCGAGGUGUUAUUGAUGAGGAUAAAACAUCGUAUGGACACCAGCGUACUUGAAGACUGUCAUGAUACAACCGUAGGGCCCAUCAUAUGA
Exophiala xenobiotica is the source of this 996-nucleotide messenger RNA. RefSeq lists its product as uncharacterized. The record is from RefSeq and is a predicted model, not a curated record. The transcript is spliced from 2 exons. NCBI's taxonomy places the organism in Eukaryota, Fungi, Ascomycota, Eurotiomycetes, Chaetothyriales, Herpotrichiellaceae. The coding region runs from base 1 to 996 and encodes 331 amino acids.